Paracoccidioides brasiliensis Pb18 is the source of this 321-nucleotide messenger RNA. RefSeq lists its product as uncharacterized. The record is from RefSeq and is a predicted model, not a curated record. The transcript is spliced from 2 exons. The coding region runs from base 1 to 321 and encodes 106 amino acids.
AUGGACAAGAACAAGAAACCGGGAAUGACAAUCAUACACCACUGCUGUAACAGUUCUUCAGCAGGAAUCGCACAGCGCCAACUUUUAAGCCAAUUGCAUCCAAGGGAAAAGUUCACAACGAAAUGCAAGAAGGUUAGGGAGAAAAAGAAAGUCGGUGCUCAGUGGAUCCCCAAACUUCAGUCCAGUCAAAUCUCGCAAAUCAAGUCUUACAUCAGCACGGCCCGCACGCAGCCCGUUGCCUCCUCUUUGGAUGGUUUGGACUUUGACGCUCGGGAAGAGGAAUCAACACAUCCCAGCUUUCAAGGUUCGCAAGCUUGCUGA